UGGGCUAGGGGCGGGACACAUGGGGGUGCAAGAGGAUGGGGGGCUGGGGAAGCGUCUGGGAACAACUGCCCUAGGAAACUUGGUUUAAGGUUUGGCACAAAAGGAGCUUGUCAUUCCAGUCCUCUUGCCCACGCAGGGAACGAUGCCUCUGGAAGUGGUGGUGGAGCUGCAGAUCCGGGCGGGAUCGAACUCAGGACCUUGCUGUUAUGAGGCAGGCGGUAAAUUUCCCCAUUUGUGACAACAGAUCUUCAGGGAAUAAACUGGUUUCUUGCCCUGGAGUGUUCCUGCCCCACAAGCAAGAUGUGUGCCUCGGGGUCUACCUCCUGAAUCAAUACCUAGAGACCAACUGCUUUCCCUCUGUGUUCCCUGUUGUGAUUCACCAGACCAUGAGAUUUGAAAAGGUAUUUGAAAAUGCAGUAGAUCCUGGAGCUGUAUCAGACCUUUUGGAAAGCUUCCUAACCAGGUUUGAAUUAAUACAGCUAGUACCUCCAGCUUGGGAAGAGUUGGCCUAUUAUGAAGAAAACACACAAGAUUUUCUUUUCCCUGAGCCCAAGCUGACACCUUCAUACCCUGGAACACAUAGGGAGCUGCUCAUGAAGACUACCAGAGGUUUUCCAGGCAUUGCUCCCAAGUUAGAGUUUUCUACAAGGACAGCCAUCCGAGAAUGUGUGUUUCUACAUAGAAACAGAUUUCUUGAAGAAAGAUAUAAGUCACGAAGGCCUUUUUCAGCCUCAUAUGGACCAAUAUUCCCCUUAAAUAAUACGAAGAUGAAGCUGAAGGAUAAUAAUCUUGACAGACUCCCCAAAGGCACGCAGUCCCAGGCACCCUCUCCAUAUUCCACCAGACAUUCCUACCUGGACCAGCCAGCUGAAUUGAACCUUGGAAAUAACUUCAAAUUCUCUGGAGAAAGGAGGCCUCCAUUUGUAGUUAGACAUGUGGACAGUGCAAAGCCCUUUGGUGAGAAUAUAUCAGAGCCUCAUCCACAGAAGUCUAGAAGAAAAUCUAAAUUUUCAAACUUUCCAUUUCCAAUGAAAAGAGCUUCUUCUCUUGACAGUCCUGCAGCAAACGUAAAGGUUAUCAGAGAACCAGAUGAACGGAUUAUUUUAAGGAACGAGUCACCAUCACCUUUAGAUUCGAGUAAUUUUGGAAAGUCCUCAUCCUAUAACCAAGGGGAUGCUGAUUUCCACUGGGAAACUUCAUUUGCCAGCUGCCAACAUUCCAGAUCUCCCAGCUCUCUGGAUCAGCUUCCACUUGGAGAAAGGUGCCAUCCUAGUUCUCAGGCCUCAUGGAAGAAGAUCCAUGAAAGGGUAUGCAGUCUUCUGAUGUCCCACAGAGUCCAGCAGCACCCAAAGGAAGACUCUAACUCUGAAGUAACUUAUGUCCUUGAAAGAGCAAACUACCCGCUGAAGAAAUGCCCACACCAUGAAGAGAGAUAUUUUUAACUGCUGUCUUAUGGAAAAAUAAAUGAAAGCUGGAGGAGGAUCAUCAAAAGCUCACUCAUGGAGACAACUACAUAUCCUUGGAUAAAUGAACAGCAAUCCUUUAUUGUCUGUAUUGAGUUACCAGUUGUCUAACCCCUUUUAAAUCAAACCCUGUACUGUUGUUUGUGCCCAGGUAAGAGUUGUUGAUUAAAGCGUUGCUGUUUGGGGCUCACA
Messenger RNA from Heterocephalus glaber (naked mole-rat), 1655 nucleotides. The record is from RefSeq and is a predicted model, not a curated record. Lineage: Eukaryota; Metazoa; Chordata; Mammalia; Rodentia; Bathyergidae.